UUAAUUGUUUCUCUCUCUCUCUCGAGUCUCCGGUCUUUCCUUCUCCUGCAAUGGACAUGGCCGUGGCCAUCACCGUUCUCGUGGCCUUUGCUUCCGUGGCGUUGUCCUCAGGGGAAGUCUAUAAGGUCGGAGAUAAAGCUGGGUGGACCACCUUGGGCAAUGUCAACUACACCGCCUGGGCUGCGAACAAGAACUUCAUAGUUGGAGAUAUCAUCCAGUUUGUGUACAACAAGGACUUCCAUAACGUGGCAGAGGUGAGCCUGGAAGACUACAAGUCGUGCAACGCCGGGUCCCCAAAGGCCACGUACAAGUCGGGCAACGACUCCAUCACCCUCAGGACCGACGGCCACUACUUCUUCCUCUGCGCCGUCCCCGGUCACUGCGCCGUCGGCCAGAAAGUCGACAUCCAGGUCGCCAAGCUCGCCCCCUCUGCUGCCCCUUCCAGCCCCCCGGAAGCCGUCCCCCCUUCCAACCCGGCCACCCCGCCCACCGAAGGCACCCCGCCAACCGAAGGCCCCCCUCAACCCCAGCCGAGCGGCGCCUCUGCCACCGCGGAAUCCAGGGUUGUGGGCUUCCUAAUGGUUGUGCUUGCCUUUGCGGCCACCUUUGGGGGUCUCAUGUUGCCCCGUUAGUUGCCGGACCGCGUAUUGCUUCCUUAUUGUGGAAUUGUUUUUAGUGGUUUGAUGGGAACGUUCCCUGAUUUUGUGUUCAUGGUUGGUUUUGCAGUGUGUGAUUCUGGUUAUUAUCAUAUAUAAAUGUGAAGUUAUUGUCCA
Messenger RNA from Elaeis guineensis (African oil palm), 773 nucleotides. RefSeq names its product mavicyanin-like. Gene Ontology annotation, cellular component: plasma membrane. Gene Ontology annotation, molecular function: electron transfer activity. The record is from RefSeq and is a predicted model, not a curated record. NCBI's taxonomy places the organism in Eukaryota, Viridiplantae, Streptophyta, Magnoliopsida, Arecales, Arecaceae.